UUUUUCUCUCCAAAUUUUGUUAAACUCCUUUUAGCAACUACAACACCGUAAAUAUCGCGAGAUUGUUCGAGGGAAUAACUUCAUGUUCGUAGUCCUGAACAUGGCGACGUCUAAUUUGCUAAAGAACAAAGGCUCCCUCCAGUUCGAGGACAAGUGGGAUUUGAUGCGUCCCAUCGUUCUGAAGCUGCUCCGUCAGGAGUCAGUCACCAAGCAGCAGUGGUUUGACCUCUUCUCAGACGUCCAUGCAGUAUGCCUAUGGGAUGACAAGGGACCGGCCAAGAUCCACCAGGCCCUGAAGGCAGACAUCUUAGACUUCAUCAAGCAAGCACAAGUGCGGGUUUUGAGUCACCAGGAUGACACAGCACUGCUGAAGGCCUACAUCGUGGAGUGGAGGAAGUUUUUCACACAGUGCGACAUCCUGCCCAAACCCUUCUGCCAGCUGGAGAUCACGCUCAUGGGCAAGCAGGGCAGCAACAAGAAGUCUAACGUAGAGGACAGCAUCGUACGGAAGCUCAUGCUGGACACAUGGAAUGAGUCCAUCUUCUCCAACAUCAAGAGCAGGCUGCAGGACAGCGCCAUGAAGCUGGUGCACGCCGAGCGCCUGGGGGAGGCCUUCGACUCUCAGCUGGUCAUCGGCGUCAGGGAGUCCUACGUGAACCUGUGCUCAAACCCAGACAAUAAGUUGCAGAUCUACAGGGACAACUUUGAGAAGGCUUACAUGGACUCCACUGAGAGAUUCUACAGAACACAGGCCCCCUCCUACCUGCAGCAGAACGGAGUACAGAACUACAUGAAAUACGCAGACGCCAAGUUGAGAGAGGAGGAGAAACGGGCGUUGCGCUAUUUGGAGACGAGACGUGAAUGUAACUCUGUACAAGCACUGAUGGAGUGUUGCGUGAACGCCCUGGUGACGUCCUUCAAGGAGACCAUCUUGGCCGAGUGUCCAGGCAUGAUCAGGCGAAACGAGACAGAGAGUGAGUACGGCCGGAGCGCUCCCGGCACCAAAGGCUCGGCCAGCUCAGAGCUCCAUCUCAUGUUCUCUCUGAUGGACAAGGUGCCUAGUGGCAUCGAGCCCAUGCUGAAGGACUUAGAGGAACACAUCAUGUCUGCUGGGCUGGCCGACAUGGUGGCCUCCGCCGAGACCAUCACCUCGGACUCUGAGAAGUACGUGGAGCAGCUCCUCACCCUGUUCAACCGCUUCAGUAAGCUGGUUAAAGAUGCCUUUCAGGACGACCCUCGCUUCCUCACAGCCCGAGACAAGGCUUACAAAGCAGUUGUGAAUGACGCUACUAUUUUUAAAUUGGAACUUCCGCUGAAGCAGAAAGGGGUGGGGCUGAAGACUCAGCCAGAGUCCAAGUGUCCAGAGUUGCUGGCCAACUACUGUGAUAUGCUGCUGAGGAAAACCCCACUGAGCAAGAAACUUGCAUCUGAGGAGAUCGAGGCCAAGCUCAAGGAAGUGCUGCUGGUGUUGAAGUACGUGCAGAACAAAGACGUGUUCAUGCGCUACCACAAAGCCCAUCUGACCCGACGCCUUAUCCUGGACAUCUCCGCUGACAGCGAAAUCGAGGAGAACAUGGUGGAGUGGCUCCGGGAGGUAGGCAUGCCUGCUGACUACGUGAAUAAGCUGGCUCGAAUGUUCCAGGACAUCAAGGUGUCCGAGGACCUCAACCAGAACUUCAAAGAGUGUCACAAACACAACAAGCUGGCCCUAUCAGCGGACUCUGUCAACAUCAAGAUCCUGAAUGCGGGGGCGUGGUCGCGGAGCUCCGAGAAGGUGUUUGUGUCACUGCCCACCGAGCUGGAGGACCUGAUCCCCGAAGUGGAGGACUUUUACAAGAAGAACCACAGUGGCAGGAAACUGCACUGGCAUCACCUCAUGUCCAAUGGCAUUAUCACAUUUAAGAAUGAGGUGGGCCAGUACGACCUGGAGGUGACCACAUUCCAACUGGCUGUGCUGUUUGCCUGGAACCAGAGGCCUCGGGAGAGGAUCAGCUUUGAAAACCUUAAGCUGGCCACGGAGCUGCCUGAUGCCGAGCUCCGACGCACCCUCUGGUCCCUGGUAGCGUUCCCCAAGCUAAAGCGGCAGGUGUUGUCCUACGACCCAGUGGUGGGUUCGCCCAAAGACUUUGCAGAGGGCACCCUCUUCUAUGUCAAUCAGGAGUUUUCACUAAUAAAAAACUCCAAGGUCCAAAAAAAAAGGGGGAAGAUUAACCUAAUUGGCCGGCUUCAGCUCACCACAGAGCGAAUGAGGGAGGAGGAGAACGAGGGAAUCGUCCAGCUCAGGAUAUUGAGAACACAGGAGGCCAUCAUCCAAAUCAUGAAGAUGCGCAAGCGGAUCACGAACGCCCAGCUGCAGACAGAGCUGGUCGAGAUCCUCAAAAACAUGUUCCUACCUCAAAAGAAGAUGAUCAAGGAGCAGAUGGAGUGGCUCAUUGAGCACAAGUACAUCAAGCGGGACGAGACGGAUCUCAACACCUUCAUCUACAUGGCGUAACGGUGGUGAUGACGUAUAACGGUGGUUCUUCAGGCCUGAUGGACAAUAAAAUAUUUCCAGGCCUGAUGGACAAUAAAACAUUUCCAGGCCUGACCGUCUUAGAGAAAAAUAACAUCUUUGCAUCGUGGGGUUUCAACCCUGAUGGACAAUAACAAUAUUUUCAAGUUGACCUUUGAUAAUUUGUUUAUCUAUUCAUGUGGGGAAAUAAAGACUUGAUUUAGGA
Messenger RNA from Oncorhynchus keta (chum salmon), 2717 nucleotides. RefSeq names its product cullin-5-like. Gene Ontology annotation, molecular function: ubiquitin protein ligase binding. Bases 83 to 2494 code for a protein of 803 amino acids. Gene Ontology annotation, biological process: SCF-dependent proteasomal ubiquitin-dependent protein catabolic process; protein ubiquitination. The transcript has 19 exons. Gene Ontology annotation, cellular component: SCF ubiquitin ligase complex; Cul5-RING ubiquitin ligase complex. NCBI's taxonomy places the organism in Eukaryota, Metazoa, Chordata, Actinopteri, Salmoniformes, Salmonidae. The record is from RefSeq and is a predicted model, not a curated record.